Molecule: messenger RNA, 753 nt
Organism: Neofelis nebulosa (Clouded leopard)
Lineage: Eukaryota; Metazoa; Chordata; Mammalia; Carnivora; Felidae
Product: placenta-specific gene 8 protein-like
Exons: 5
Coding region: 16-528 (170 amino acids)
Biological process (GO): positive regulation of transcription by RNA polymerase II
Source: RefSeq, a predicted model, not a curated record
GUGGCCUAGAACUUGAUGGCCUCUUGCUUUGUAAAAUGCCAAGGAUAUUUUCUAUACGGUCUGUGCAGUGUGUCUACCUUCCCCGGCUGUGAGCUCUUCCAGGACAGGCAUGACAUCGCCUAUCUUUUUUAUCAAGUGGCCUAUGUGUGCAGUGACUAUUGCUCGCACGGCAGUGCCCUUCGGAACUUAGCCUUAAAAAUGAAUCCCGUUGUUUCACAGCCAGGAUAUGGGACCGGGGGUGUGAUGCAUAGUGACUGGCAAUCUGGUGUAUUUGACUGCUGUGAUGACCUGGGGAUUUGCCUCUGUGGGACCUUCUUUCCCCUAUGCCUUUCCUGUCAGAUCGCCUCUGACAUGAACGAAUGCUGUCUGUGCGGAGCGAGUGUCGCCAUGAGGACCUUGUAUCGGACGCGAUAUGGCAUCCCGGGAUCUAUUUGCAGUGAUUUCCUAUGGCUGGGAUGUUUCCCUCAUUGCACCCUUUGCCAACUCAAGCGAGAUAUUGAGAAAAGAAAAGCAAUGAAUGCUUUCUAAAAAGGGCUUACAACUUGGUCAUAUUCACAAUGUGGUGAAAGAAAUGCUGGAAUGACACACUGCACCUGCUGUGCUAUCUCACUCCAAAUCUGAGAAACUAAUUCAACUAAUCAUAUGGCUUCCAAUGGCUUCAAGACCUUUUUAAUAUCCAGUUUAUUGAAAAAGAAGUAUAUUUCCCAUGCUGUUCUCUAAAAUGACUGCUAUUAAAAAUGAACAUCCUCCACA